Geosmithia morbida is the source of this 777-nucleotide messenger RNA. RefSeq names its product molecular chaperone GrpE. The record is from RefSeq and is a predicted model, not a curated record. Gene Ontology annotation, molecular function: protein-folding chaperone binding; protein homodimerization activity; adenyl-nucleotide exchange factor activity. NCBI's taxonomy places the organism in Eukaryota, Fungi, Ascomycota, Sordariomycetes, Hypocreales, Bionectriaceae. The transcript has 2 exons. Gene Ontology annotation, biological process: protein import into mitochondrial matrix; protein folding. Gene Ontology annotation, cellular component: PAM complex, Tim23 associated import motor. The coding region runs from base 1 to 777 and encodes 258 amino acids.
AUGUUCCGUCAAACCCUCUCAACCUCCUCCCGAGCUCUGCGCUCUGCCGCGCCCAAGCUGGCGUCUGGCCCCCAGCCCCUGCUGCGUCCUCAGCAGCUCCGCACAGCUGCCCCCGUUUACUCGUUACGCUCUGCUUUCCAGCCUUCCAUGACGCGCUGGUAUAGCGAGGUCAAGGACGAGGCCAAGGAUGAGGCCAAGAAGGACGAGGCCAAGAAGGACGAGGCCAAGAAGGACGAAGCCAAGAAGGCUGAGGAGGGUGCCGCCAAGGAGGAUGGUGAGGCCGACCCUACGGCCGAGCUCAAGAAGGCCCUCGAGGUCAAGGAGAAUGAAGCAAAGGAGUGGAAGGACAAGUGUCUUCGCACCGUCGCCGACUUCCGUAACCUCCAGGACCGCACCCAGCGCGAGGUCAAGGCUGCCCGCGACUUUGCCAUCCAGAAGUUCGCCAAGGACCUCAUCGACAGUGUUGACAACCUCGACCGCGCCAUGUCAAUGGUCCCCAAGGAAAAGAUCAAGGACGGCUCCAACAAUGACCUCGCAACCUUCCAUGAGGGCAUCGUCAUGACGGAGAACGCUCUGAUGCAGACGCUCCAGAAGCACGGUCUCGAGCGCGUCGACCCUGAAGGCGACCGCUUCAACCCCAACGAGCACGAGGCCACUUUCAUGGCCCCCCAGGCUGACAAGGACGACGGCUCCGUCUUUCACGUCCAGCAGAAGGGCUUCAAGCUCAACGGUCGUGUCCUCCGUGCCGCCAAGGUCGGCGUCGUCAAGAACAAAUAA